This is a messenger RNA of Symbiodinium necroappetens, 287 nucleotides long. NCBI's taxonomy places the organism in Eukaryota, Dinophyceae, Suessiales, Symbiodiniaceae. The record is from the annotation of a GenBank genome assembly.
GCAUUGCGGAAGGUGAUGACGGAUGCCCAGCUGUUUGGUGGCACUACGAGGAUGCAGAUGAGAGGCACCCAGGUGCGGGCUUGAUUGAAGGUUGGGAAGCCUUGCGCGACGACAUGACAGAGACAGGUGAGCGCAGAGAUCUUGCGGUGCUUCGUCAGAGGCUCCGUGCGACAGAGCCGUGCUGGAUUGAAACCCAGAGUGGCCCGACCCUGCUUGGAAGCACCAGAGGUCAAGCAGAGUUCGAGAAGCUUCGGGCUUUGGAACAGCUGCUAAAGAAAGAUGGCUAA